This is a messenger RNA of Coregonus clupeaformis (lake whitefish), 2106 nucleotides long. Its product is annotated as BMP-binding endothelial regulator protein-like. The annotation marks the transcript as partial. NCBI's taxonomy places the organism in Eukaryota, Metazoa, Chordata, Actinopteri, Salmoniformes, Salmonidae. The record is from RefSeq and is a predicted model, not a curated record. The transcript is spliced from 5 exons.
AAUAAGAUCCUGAACAGGACAGGCUGCUGCCCGGUUUGCACUGAAAAGCCAGGCGUGUGUACCGUAUUCGGCGACCCCCACUACAACACCUUCGACGGGCGCACGUUUAACUUCCAGGGAACCUGCCAGUAUGUUCUGACUCGAGACUGUGGUGGCAUCCCCUCUGGCGGGGGUGGAAACCAUGCCGACUCUGGCUUCACGGUUCUGGUGAGGAACGAUGCGAGGCGAACCCGCUCCUACUCCUGGACUCAGUCAGUGGAGCUGAGGAUAGGAGGGCUGAGUCUCAGCCUGCACCAGCACCUGACGGUGAGGAGGAACGGCACACGCAUCGCCCUGCCCUACCAUGGCCCUGGGGUCCACAUCGACCUGGAUGGAUACCUGCUUAAACUCACCACCAUCGCAGGUCUGGAGAUCACGUGGGAUGGGGACAGCUUCGUGGAGGUGGUGGCUGCUCCUCACCUGCGCGGUCGUCUCUGUGGCCUCUGUGGGAACUACAAUGGACACAAGCGGGAUGACACCAUGGGCAGCGACGGCCUCUUCAAGUUCGUCGUGGAUGAGUUUGCCGAGUCGUGGCGCGUGGACGGGAACGAGGUUUGUGCACAGCCCCUCAGGAGGCCCACCUCGUACCUCUGUCCCGGCAGUGUAAAGGUGAAGUUCCGCGCCCACAGGGAGUGUCAGAAGCUCAAGUCCUGGGAGUUCCAAAAGUGUCACCGGGUGGUGGACUUUGCCUCCUUCUACAGGUCCUGUGUAACAGACAUGUGUGAGUGUCCGGUGCAUAAGAACUGUUACUGUGAGUCCUUCAUUGCCUACAGCCGGGCCUGUGAGAGGGAGGGAGCCCCCGUCCACUGGAAGCCAGAGGCUGCCUGCAUGGCCACCCAGUGUAAACACGGAGCGGUGUAUGACACCUGUGGCCCAGGCUGCACCAAGACCUGUGACAACUGGAACGAGAUCGGGCCUUGCCACAAGCCCUGCGUGGCUGGCUGCCACUGCCCAGCCAACCUGGUGCUGUUCCAGGGCCGCUGCAUCAAGCCCACAGCCUGCCCUGGCCGGUGACCCUAGUGUCCCAGGGGAAGGGGGCAGAGAGAGGGCCAAACAACCAACACUGCCUGGCACUCAGGGUUCAUACCUGGGGGAGUGAGGAGUGGGGGGAACAUGGGGGGUGAGUGUUGGGUGAUGGAUGGAUGAACAGACAGGCAACGAUGGACUGAAGGGAAUCUCAGAAGACAGGUGGGUCAGCUAGAGACCUCGUCCACUCUGAGAGAGAUAGAUACCGGCCAUCACGGACUGGGGUUUAAAGCUCCACUAUCUGCUGCUCUUACUCGUCCAGCAAUACCUUUGUGUUUCCACAGGAUGGCGCCCAUGUUGUCCUUAAAAUGGGAUAGGUAUCUGGAGGGAACCAUCACCCUUCUAGAUAAAGGGGAGGAGGCCCUUUGGGAAAGCCUUUGUGGCUAUGCUUCUGGACACUCAAGGGACAUCCAUCCAGACUGCUAUGGACCCUCAGGAAAAGGGUGGGGCUGGCUCUCUGUUGAGCCAAUAUGGCCUCAGUGUUUCACUUUGUUGCAGCACACAGACAUUCAAAACCAGGAAACCAACCAAUGCAUCUUGAACAAGCAUUUUCACCCUGCCAGCAUAAGGGAUAAGCUCUACGAUGAAUAUAUUGAACAACCCCCAGGUCUCACUUGCAUAGGAUUCUUUUAUACUGUAAACUAACAAGAUUUGUAUAAAAACAGAUAGCAUUUUGUAUUAUUAUUAUUGUUAUUUGUUUGUUGUUGAUAUUGUUAAUUUAUAUAUCGAUCAAAUUAUAUGUUGUAGCAAGAGCCAGAUUCGUAAAUCUAAUUUCGCUAUAAAUGAUUUAAAGGGAAAAAAGCUAUUUAUGUAUUUGUUGUUUAGUUUGUAUAAUUGUGUCUUGUUUGAAGAGAAACGCCCAAAUGUGACUUGGUUGUUGCACCAUCGCAGGGAAGAAACGUACUGUAUUUUUAAAUGCUCAGUGUGUACAGGUUGUUGUGUGUUGAUUCUCAAACUGAAGGUGUUCCUCGAGACGUACAUUUCACUUGACUUUGUAAGUUAUUAUUUAAGACCAGCAAUAUAUAAUUUUCAUGAAACUCA